Messenger RNA from Caenorhabditis elegans, 404 nucleotides. The record is from the annotation of a RefSeq genome assembly. NCBI's taxonomy places the organism in Eukaryota, Metazoa, Nematoda, Chromadorea, Rhabditida, Rhabditidae.
UUUCUGGGAGAAAUCCACGCAACGACAGGAUCAAAUUGAGAUCAUCCUAUAUGAUUUGUGUCUGCCUUUUUGGACUUUUUGCGACCAUUAGUUCUUGUAUUCCAACUCAGCAAAUUGAAACCACAACUACCACAACUACCACAACAACCACGACAACAUCCACGACCACAACCACUCCCAGUUAGGUUCUACCCAAUUUCAUUCUUCAACUAUUAAAAUUUCCAAAAAUUGUUUACUGGUUAUUGCGUCGAUUCAUGGACUAAUCUCAACCAUAGCCAUGAUGGUUCUUCACAGGCCUUACCGAGAAGUCUUGUCGAGUAUGAUUGUGAAGACACCGGAGGUCAAAAGAUUGAAAGUUUUACAGUUGUCCACUAUUUCUAGGUCAAAGAUUGUCGUGUUGUAAG